Molecule: messenger RNA, 1851 nt
Organism: Ictidomys tridecemlineatus (thirteen-lined ground squirrel)
Lineage: Eukaryota; Metazoa; Chordata; Mammalia; Rodentia; Sciuridae
Gene: P2ry11
Product: purinergic receptor P2Y11
Biological process (GO): calcium-mediated signaling; G protein-coupled receptor signaling pathway
Cellular component (GO): plasma membrane
Molecular function (GO): G protein-coupled ATP receptor activity; neurotransmitter receptor activity
Source: RefSeq, a predicted model, not a curated record
AGCCUCAGCCGGGCUUGGCGUGGGUGGCGGGCCACAGGCUGGCUGAUCAGGCCAUGGCGGCCACCAUCUCAGGUGACAAGUCCUGCCCUGAGAAGUUCACAGCAGCUGCUGACCUUGUGCUUAGUAGCUACCAGCAGGACUUCCUCUGGCCUGUUCUGGUGGCUGAGUUCCUGGUGGCCAUGGCUGGCAAUGGCCUGGCCCUGUACCGCUUUGGCAGUCGCGAGCAGCGGCCCUGGAACCCAGCUGUGGUCUUCUCUGCCCAGCUGGCCAUCAGCAACCUGCUCUAUGCCCUGACGCUGCCCCCGCUGGCCGCCUACUUCUACCCACCCAAGAACUGGCGCUAUGGGGACAUUGCCUGCCGCCUGGAGCGCUUCCUCUUCACCUGCAACCUGCUGGGGGGUGUCAUCUUCAUCACUUGUAUCAGCCUCAACCGAUACCUGGGCGUUGUCCACCCCUUCUUCACCCGCAGCCACCUGCGGCCCAAGCAUGCCUGGGCCAUCAGUGCCACUGGCUGGGCCCUGGCAGCCCUGCUGGCCGCCCCCAUGCUCAGCUUCUCCCGCCUAAAGAGGCCUCAGGAGGGAGCAGGUCCAUGCAGCACAAACAGGCCUGAGGCCUGCAUCAAGUGCCUGGGGACAGCAGAUGACCACCAGCUUGCAGCCUACAAAGCCUACAGCCUGGUACUGGCAGGGCUGGGUGGUGGCGUGCCACUAUUGCUUUCCCUGGUGGCCUAUAGUGCCCUGGGGUGGGCCGUUUUUCGCAGCCAUGGUAUGACAGCAGGCGAGAAGCUGCGUGUGGCAGUGCUGGUGGCCAGUGGUGUAGUCCUCUACGCCAGUUCCUACAUGCCCUAUCACAUUACACGGGUGCUCAAUGUGGAUGCCCGGCAGCGCUGGUACACCCGCUGCCCAGGCUUUGCAAAUGAGACCCAGGCUAGGGGGGCGCUGGAGCUGGGGCCCUAUCUGGGCUUCCAGGUGAUGCGGGGCCUUGUGCCCCUGGCCAUCUGCAUACAUCCCCUGCUCUACAUGGCUGUGGUGCCCAGCCUGAGCUGUUGUCGCCAAAACUGCCCACAGUGUGUCGGAGGCCACCCAGAAGACAAGACUGCUGGCCAAGACCUGUCUCUUGAUAAUGACAAUCUCCGAACCCCAGAACCCCAGGCCUCUGAGCUGAGCCUGUGACCCGCCUGCUCUCGCCACCAGGCACUGGGACAGGACUAGAGUGAGAACCAGAGCACAGCAGGCAUCGGCCCUGACGCACCAAGAGGCCGCUGAGCUGCCACUGCCUCCCUAGAGCAAGGCCUGUGCCCCUGGCCAGGGUGGGACAGCUGGAGCCCAGGCCAGCACACGAUGGAUUCCUCACCCACAGCACCCACCCAAGAAGGCCCCACGGGUUUAGGGGGCCAACACCAGCCUGGAGAGCUGGUGCCAUCACCCCAGGGAGGAGGCGCGCGAGAAUGAGGAGGACACACGUGGGUGCUUUGAGCCUUUUAAUGCCCUUGGAGUCCCCUGCUCUUGGAGGCUCCUUUCCGUCACAGAGGUCUAGGCUGGACAGCAGUGGCAGUGGUGACAGGUGGCUCAGUUGGUUGAUGGCCUAGAGAAGGAGGAAGUAGUGAGGACAACAAAAUGCAGGACGUGAUGGCACCGCAAGACCCCCCCCACCGCAAACAGCAGGGCUCUGGGGGAGGCCAGGCAGUGUGGUGGCAGGGCACACGAGGAGUCAGGCUAUGGGUCACAAGCUGGGCCCUGCCUGCCAGACUGGUGGUGGGUCCCAGGCAAGGCAGCUGUCUGUCACUAAUGUCUGAUGGCCUCUCUGCCAGAAUUUUUAGAAAAAUGACAAUAAAGGAAGGGCAGUUCAAAA